Drosophila ficusphila is the source of this 1199-nucleotide messenger RNA. It is a transcript of the gene MAGE, whose product is annotated as melanoma-associated antigen B16. The transcript has a single exon. Gene Ontology annotation, cellular component: nucleus. Lineage: Eukaryota; Metazoa; Arthropoda; Insecta; Diptera; Drosophilidae. The coding region runs from base 213 to 911 and encodes 232 amino acids. The record is from RefSeq and is a predicted model, not a curated record.
GGUAUACAAAUAUUAGGGUAACAUAACAAUAUAUUUUAAGAUGUGGUCUUAAAGUUUUGCAAGUGUACUUACACCCUCCAUUAAAAAAAUAUCGCAGCAAACAAAUUUUGUACUCGAAAAAGUAUCGAUAUACUAAUACUAUUUUCAACGCAAAAGUGCGAAACAUUUAAUUUUUAGAAACAUAAGAUUUCAAGAUCUACUAUAAGUUUAAGAUGGCGAGCACUUCCCGCGCAGCUAGAAGCCAGAACGCAAAUCUUUCGCAGGCGACUCAACCCAUUUGCGAAGUGGACGACAGGGUGCGCGCUAUUUUAAACUACAUCCUGGAUCACAUUGCGCAAAAAAUUCCCAUCAAGGACAAGGACUUGGUUCCGCCAGCUGGCGACAAGAACGAGCUGAAGAAACGACUGCCGCUGGUCACUGAACUGCUGGCCAAGCGUUUCGGCAUACUGCUUACUCCAUUGGAUGCGACGUCCAAAACGUUCAUUUGCAUUGCUGAGGAGCCGGUGGCCUCCAUCCAUGAACUGACCCCGGCACAGCGACCCCAGUUUACGCUGUUGUACAUAAUUCUCAUGUACAUCUUCCUGCGUGGCAACCGCAUCGAGGACUCGAAACUGUACGCCAUGCUGGAGAUGAUGAAUAUCCAUGCGGACGAGGAGCACGGCUACUUCGGUGCCAAUGUGCGCAAGCAGAUAGAGGAGACGUUUGUAAAACAGCAGUACCUGAAACGCGAACGCUCCCAGUUAAACGCCUAUGACGACCCCAAGACCUUCUUCCUUUGGGGACCUCGCGCCAAGGCAGAGAUUUCGUUCGAGCAGGUCGUUCAAUUUGCGUCCAAGCUACUCAAUCAGCAUCCAAACAUAUUUGACCACCACCUGAAAAUGGCCCAAGAGGGAACAAAUGCGGAGCUGUAGGAAUUUAAAUAUGUUGUUAAACUGAUGUUGCUUUUCAUCUUUCAGUUUUAGACUUUCUUAUUAAAACAAGAAGACAACUUCUGCUUAUUUGUAAACAAAAUAUUUUAGGUAAAGUACAGAGGACUUUAAGGGUCCAUUAUAAAAAAGUAAACACGUGAAUACUAAUAUUAAAAACAAUGUAAACUUGGUUUGUUUAAUAUUGAAGCACUACCCCGCAGAAAAAUGUACUUUCUAUUUUGUAGUGUCGACUUUUUCUAUUUAUUAAAAAACUAUACUUUACAAGGAAAA